UCCCCCGCCCGACACGCACCCGCCUUCGCCCCCGUCUCAGCGGAGCCGUCGGGGCCCCGGGAACGGCCCGCGGAGCGCGGCGGGGAGCGGGCCCCCUCCCCCUUCGCCUGCCGUCCCCGCGCGGAGGAUGAGGAGCCCCCAGCGCCGAUCAGUAGAAAUAUGCAUUUCCAUAAUACCACCUUUGAACUAAUGAAGUGGAAGUACAGAUGAAAACAGUCUGGAGGAAGCUUGAAGUACAAUACAGUUUCAUUCAGUUUCCUAAUUCGGAGGUAUGUCUUUGAGCCCAUUUGUGAGUUUGGACACCUACAAAAAACAGUAAAGGAAACAAAGGUGGAAAAGCUACAGAAGCAUCCUUGCAGUCAAGCACCGAAUCCUGUAUUAGGCUUCACUGAACAGACUGAGCUUAGCAUUUGUCAAGCAGAAGGACCAAUUGCCCUGCACAGGAAGGAUUAAAAGUGAACAAUGACUCGAUUGAGAGUUCAUGAGCAAUUGCUUGGAGCCUAUCUGCUUAUCAUUCUCCAUGUUCAAGGUCAAAAGCCAGACAGCAUGCUUCAUGGUACAGGAAUGAAGACAAAUUCUGACCAAAAGAAACAAGCAAAUGGAGUAACGCUUGCUCCAGAGGACACCUUACCUUUUCUUAAAUGCUACUGCUCAGGACAUUGUCCAGAUGAUGCUAUUAACAACACGUGCAUAACUAAUGGGCAUUGCUUUGCUAUCAUUGAGGAGGAUGAACAUGGAGAACCCACGCUUGCUUCUGGCUGCAUGAAGUAUGAAGGUUCAGACUUCCAGUGCAAGGACUCGCCUAAAGCGCAGUUACGCCGAACGAUUGAGUGCUGUCGCACUGAUUUCUGCAAUCAGGAUUUGCAACCAACAUUACCACCUCUUGACAGUACAGAUGGACUUUUUGAUGGCAGCAUUCGUUGGAUGGCAGUGUUGAUUUCUAUGGCAGUCUGCAUAAUUGUCAUGGUCAUCUUACUUAGCUGCUUUUGUUACAAACAUUACUGUAAGUCGAUGGCAAAGAGGCACUGUUAUAAUCGUGACCUGGAACAAGAUGAAGCAUUUAUUCCAGCUGGGGAGUCAUUGAAAGACCUUAUUGACCAGUCACAGAGUUCUGGGAGUGGAUCAGGACUCCCACUGUUGGUUCAACGCACUAUUGCCAAACAAAUUCAGAUGGUGAGGCAAGUUGGAAAAGGACGAUAUGGUGAAGUGUGGAUGGGCAAAUGGAGGGGUGAAAAAGUGGCAGUCAAAGUGUUUUUCACCACAGAAGAAGCCAGCUGGUUCAGAGAAACAGAGAUUUACCAAACUGUUCUCAUGCGACACGAAAACAUCCUCGGUUUCAUAGCAGCAGAUAUUAAAGGCACUGGCUCCUGGACACAGCUUUACUUGAUCACGGAUUAUCACGAAAACGGAUCAUUGUAUGAUUUUCUGAAGUGCACUACUCUGGACAACAGGGCUUUGCUCAAACUGGCCUAUUCUGCUGCGUGUGGCCUGUGCCACCUGCACACAGAAAUCUAUGGGACACAAGGCAAGCCUGCAAUUGCACACAGGGACCUGAAGAGUAAAAACAUCUUGAUAAAGAAAAACGGAACAUGCUGCAUUGCGGACUUGGGUCUUGCAGUCAAGUUUAACAGUGACACCAACGAAGUUGAUGUUCCCUUGAACACCAGAGUGGGAACGAAACGUUACAUGGCUCCAGAAGUCCUGGAUGAAAGCCUCAAUAAAAACCAUUUCCAGCCAUACAUCAUGGCUGACAUCUACAGUUUUGGGCUGAUCAUCUGGGAAAUGGCUCGACGCUGUGUCACAGGAGGUAUUGUUGAAGAGUACCAGUUGCCAUAUUAUGACAUGGUGCCAAAUGAUCCAUCCUAUGAGGACAUGAGAGAAGUGGUGUGUGUCAAACGCCUGCGCCCAGUGGUAUCGAACAGAUGGAACAGUGAUGAGUGUUUAAGAGCAAUAUUGAAGUUGAUGUCUGAGUGCUGGGCUCAUAAUCCUGCCUCAAGGCUCACUGCCUUGAGGAUCAAGAAGACACUUGCCAAGAUGGUGGAAUCACAAGAUGUAAAGAUUUGACAUAGGAAAUUGACUUUGGAGAGCAAAGCUGGACUCCCUAGAUCUUUUCACUCAAACGUGGGUGAGGAAGAUAAAAAUAGAGAAGAGGAAAUAACUGAGAUUCAGUAUAUUUUCUCAGCACACUUCUACAGGCUGCUAAUGAAAUCUUUCAGUACUUCAUAGACCAUGAUACUGAGAGCCUCUAUACACUAUGUGCUACAUAUAUGGACAGCCUUGAGAAAAUAACACGUUUUGUUUUGGUUUGAGCUGCAUUGAGACUUCAAUCAUACUUAGUGAGUCUCCAGUAAAACUCUGGGUACUGAAUUGAAUGUUCAGAUUACAGUGCUUUCUGUGAAAGCCUAACAAGCUAUAUGGAUUCAACAGAGAUGGAGAAUAUAAGCUUUUGAGUUUUUUGCCUUCUACCUGAUAAAACCUAGUCAAUCCAUACCAAGUUUUGGUGAAACAGCCUGUAGGUUAUUAAUCUGUUUGUGAUACUACUCAGUUUAACAGUUCUUUAUGCCUUUAUGUGUGUGCCAGGAUUAUUUUGCUGUCAUUUGGAAUAUAUAAGAAACCAUUUAAAUGAACAAAGUUUUAUGGUCAGGGCUCCGUGCAUUUUGUGGCUCCACAAUCAGAGAUUUGCUACUGAAUCUUUUGCCAAUAAGUUAUCUUCAGAAGUCUCAGUUUUAAUUUUUUUUUCUGUUUUUUUAUUUGGUCACAAGGAGAACUGCAAAAAUGUGAACCAUUAACUAAUUAAGAAAUGCCUGCCUAAAUCUGUAAGGAGCUUGAAACAAUCUCUUCUAGAGAUGUAGGCUGCUUUGGUCAUCUCACUUGCAGUCUAGAGAGAGCUUCAUAAUUGGAUCCCUGAAAUUUGUCAUAUUUUUUCACAGUGCCACAUGCAACCAGCAUUUUUGCCAUAGAAUACAUCUUAGCAGAAAGACUGAUGGUGAUGUGUUUUGCCUUCCUGCUGUAAUUGGGACUCUGAUAGGAGUUCAGGCUCUGAAUUUCUUCCCACUAAGGAAGGGAUUUGUCAGCUGUACCAUGUGCUCUUUCAUCAUUUGACAAAACUAGGCAGAAGGUGAGUUUUCAAAGGCUUGAGACCAAGUCUGGUCUACAGACACAAAAGAGGGAAGGCAGGAAGCUCUGGGUGCUCUGAAGAUCAGAGAAUGCAGUAAAGGGUCAAGACCAGGAGAAGUGAGUACGGGAACUGUUGAAGAUCAGAUCCACAGCGUGCAGAAGAUUUGGAGCUGGGUUGCUCUGAUGUAGAUACAGGAUGCCACAUCUGUGGGCCACUUAGUGGAAGUGAAGAUUUGAGACAAGGUAAAUCAGUGGGUGUUGUAAGUUCUAGUUAAGUUUGGGAGGAAUGGCAUUGAAAUUAAAGCAUGAAGAUACAGUAAGUUAGCACAAUUGUAAAACUUGGUUUUAUUGUGCCAACUGUUCAUCCUGCACGAGAAACAGAGGUUUCCCCAUUUUCACCACUGACCCACACAAGGUGUAUAGAAGCCAGAACCCUCCAUGAGGUUACUGUAAAGUAGAAUUAUUGAUUUAUAACUCCUUUGGCACUUCUACGUGGAAGUUAGACAAUAGUACCAUAACUCAAGUUGAAGCUUCAAAGCAUGAAUCGUCUGAAGAUUGAACACACAGUAUUGGAACCAUUGAAUCUAUUUGAUAAUUUAAGUGCCUAUAAUUUUGUACUGUAAAUCUUGUUCUAGAUAACUUUAAAAAGGGAAGCUAUUUAUACGGUGUGUUGUGUGCUUUAGUAAAAAAAAUACAAUAAAUGCCUAGUCCUAGGUACAUCUGUACAAUUAGAUAUAUGCACACACAUGCCAUAGUUGAGAUUUGAAGAAAAAAGAAUAAUACCAGAAUUGAUGAAAUUGUUAAAACUUCAGAUUGAUUUAUGCCAGAUUAUUUGUUGUCUUAAAAUAUUUACAUAGAGAUUGUUUUGAUGUGUUUAAAUUUCCCUUGAAAAUACAACUGAUACAAAGCAAUGUAACACAGAAGUAAUGUGAUUUGUGUACAAUUACAAACUUUUAGCAUGUUACCUUUUCCUUUUAAUCCUGUAGUUCCCAUAAUGUAAAUGGUCAGGCAAAAGAUUGCAGUAUUUUUAUUUUCUAUUGUGAUGUACAGACUUUAUUUAACAGUUCUACAUAUUUUAUAGAAAACUAGCUAUUUCAAGGGACUUUUUUUUUAAAUAAAGUCAUUACUUUUGUUUAGUAAUGCCUUCUAAGUAUUAAUAUGUAUUCUGGCUGAGAAGUUCAUAGGUAUGUCAACUUUAACUUAUUUGAAAACAGCGAGAGAUUUAUGAUAUUGUGCCACAAUCCUCAUGAUAAAGGGCUUUUAAAAAAAAGUUUCUCCGUCCAUUGCCAAGAAAUUUAUGAUGAUUUUGAAACUGUUAAUCAUGUCUUCGCACAUAAUUUUUGCACAGGUAGUUGGAAAACUUUUGGUAUAAGCCAAAAACAGUAAGGGAUAAGCUUUUUUUUUCCUUCUCUAGAAUUUUUAUCAAUAAGAAGGAAAAAAUGUUUAUGUAGGUACCCUGCUAGCUUAAACUUUCAGAGCAUGAAGAUCUAUCUAAAUUAACCCCGUCCUAUGUAGAGUAUUGUGUCAUUUCUUUUAGAAUUUGCCACAUCAUCAUUUGCUGUAAACAUUUUUUGUGAAUUUUUUUUUAGUUCAUUUUUCUCAGCUCUUUGGGAAGCCCCUUCUGGAAGUAUGAAUUUCAAUAAUUUUUAAAUUUUCACUUAUUUUCUUUUCCAUUGUUUAGUUAUUUGCAAGGCAGCAAUAGGAUGGUUAGACACCUUAGGACCUAAAUUGAUUUUCAGGUUUACUUUAACAUAGAGGGAGCCAACUGCUGCAAAGAUGACUUUUCGAGAGGGGGGAAAAAAAUCUUUUUUGCCUUAAACCUAAUUUAUCAGCACUUCAGUUACUGUGUUCAUACUCAAAUGUAUCAUGUGUAGUUCUUGCUGUGCUGAACAGCAGCUUCCUUGAUUCUGGUACUCAACAAAACAUUAACACUAAAGGAUGUCUGUACUGAUACUUUAUCAUUUGAGGGGAAAAAAUGUGCUCUAAGCCAGCCCAUUAAUUUUUACUUAACUAAGCAUAAUUAAUGCAGACUCCAAAGGUAAGUUGCUGCUUUCUGUAGUGUUCAGAAGCCUUUAAGUUCAGAGAGGGUAAAAAUAUUCUUCUAUUGGACUGUGAUUAAUCUGAUUUUUGGUGGUCAAAAUUUUAAGCAUUUGUCAUUUGAGAAAAUAUCCUCCAAAACUGGCAAAUGUGGUUGUUUUUCUGGUUGGUUGGUUGUUUGUUUUUUUUUUUAAUACAAAAAUCAACUGUGUGGAAAAUACCUUGGGGAUUAUCAAGACUGUGCCUUGGAAGUUCUUAAACAUUCAAAUAGAGGGGCUUUUAUGUUUAUUGAACCUGUUCCAUGUGAUUUUAAAUGGAAAUAAUUGGAGUCACUUCAUUCUUAUUGUUACAGCAACUAAAAGGAAAGUUUUUGUGUUCCUUGUUUAAUUGUAAAUUCUACCAGAAAUGUGGUAUUCCUACAGAGAAAAUUAGGCUUACAAUCUGAGUUUAUUCUGAAUUUUACUUAAUAUAAUUUUUCUUCAAGAAACAAUUUUCCCAAUAUCCAUCACUUUUUCUGAAAUGUGUCUUUAAUUAUCCUGUUUUGGGGUCUUGAAUGAAAUGUAAAAUUAAUAUUUUAACUUACCUCCAUAGUAGUCUAGAAUCAAAUUUUAGAUCUUGAUCGAAUUGACCAUUUGAAUGUGUUUAUAAAACAAAUAAUUUGGGUGCAUUUUGUCUACUCUGUCUUAACAGACAGUAUUGUAAUGGUCUAAAAGUGUUUGAAGAGCAGAGAUAUAAAGUUAAUAAACAUUCUUUUGCUAUUGCUGAUAUUUUUAAAGGGAAGUUACAUGCUCAUCUUCUGUGAAAUAUUAGAAUGAUUUAGCCUUUGCUCACUCUCCUGACAGUGCCUCUGAGUUAAGUCUUUAUCCUGUGCCCACAGUCUUUAUUCCAGGUAGGGGUGAUGUCUAAAAGCAGCUGGCAGUGUUGCACAGCACAGUCCUUGUGGAACCAUGGUGCUCAGCCUUGGUUGUACAGCAGAACUAGAGGGCGCAUGACAUCUGGUUUUUCAACAAAUCUAAUGUAAUUGUUGCUUUGUGAUAUUUUACUGUUUAAUGCAAUUAUGGAAGCCCACAUCAUGUAGUGACAUUUGUGCUCCGACAUGACAUGCCCAAAUUGAAAUGUACUAUAUUGUAUACAAGAAGAAUAAAUAACAUUGUAGUUAACCUAGAGAAGAUGUAAAUAAAAUAUGAAAGAAGAGUGGAACAAGACAAAUGGUCACACUCUUGUGUGUGUUAUAUGCCAGAAGUGUAGAAUACUACUUUAAAAAUGUAACACACUAAUGUAUUUUGUACAGCAUCUGCUUUAGAAGGUGCCUUAUUGAGUUUACCAUGAAUUGCUUGUUCUGUACACAGAUUAUGUCCAAUGUAUCAUUUUUAAGUAAAUAACCUUAUUUUAGUA
Messenger RNA from Motacilla alba alba, 6549 nucleotides. It is a transcript of the gene BMPR1A, whose product is annotated as bone morphogenetic protein receptor type 1A. Lineage: Eukaryota; Metazoa; Chordata; Aves; Passeriformes; Motacillidae. Bases 463 to 2064 code for a protein of 533 amino acids. Gene Ontology annotation, cellular component: plasma membrane; signaling receptor complex. Gene Ontology annotation, biological process: cellular response to growth factor stimulus; BMP signaling pathway; dorsal/ventral pattern formation. Gene Ontology annotation, molecular function: ATP binding; transforming growth factor beta receptor activity, type I; SMAD binding. The transcript has 14 exons. The record is from RefSeq and is a predicted model, not a curated record.